AUGUGUCAUGGUGAUAGAUGGGCUUUAAAAUUAUGUUAUCAUACACUCAGACGUUUUUCAGAAGAAAAGGAAUAUGGUAUUUUAUCCGAAACAAAGAACUUUGAAGAUGCUCAGAAUGUCUACUCAAAACUCAUCAAAGAUGAUCCAACCAAUACAUUGGCACGUAAACGAAUGAUUACAAUUUUAAUGGCUCAACAGAAAAUACCCGAAGCGAUUAAUGAAUUAAGAGAAUAUUUAAAAAUUUUCAUGAGCGAUUAUGAAGCAUGGAAUAAGUUAGCUGAUCUUUAUCUAUCAGAAUGUGACUAUAAACAUGCUGCAUUCUGUAUGGAAGAAUUGAUUUUGUCCAAUCCUUCUAAUCAUCUCUAUUAUCAACGUUAUGCUGAAAUUAAAUAUACUGAAGGAGGAAAUGAGAAUUUAGAAUUAGCCAGAGCUUAUUAUAGUCAAGCUUGUCUAUUAUGUCCAAAUAAUCUUCGUAGUUUAUAUGGUCUAUUACUUACAUGCUCUGCGUUAGAUAAUCAUUUGCCAAAAUCGUUGAAAAUGAUUUCAUCCACAACAAUAGACAAUAAACUACACAAUGGACCAUCAUCUAUUGGAUACAACUAUGCAACAAUUAUUGAUGAUGCUGGUAUUGUCAGUGCCAGUCAUCAUCAUCAUCAUCCUAAUAAUCAAAGUAGUCGAUUAAAUAACAAUCCAAUGCCGAGUAAACAACAACAAGUAUCAUUAUUAUCUAGUACAGAGAAAAAUAGACAAUUAGCUAAAUGGGCAGCGGAACAAAUUCGUCUGAUCUAUAUGUCGGCCAGUACAAAUUGUGCUUCAUCAUCAUUGUCUUCCACAACUUGUAUCAAAUCUACUAAAUGUUUUAAACAAUCGUCUUCCAAAAAUCAUAUUGGACAUAGGAAUAAUAAUAUUAGAAAUAAUCGCAUUACUACUACUACUACUUAUAGUGGUGCUAGUAAUAUCAGUGACAAUCCGAUUAGUGCGAUAAGUUCUGGUGAUAUUGUGGAUACUGGUUACAAUACCCAUAAUCCCAUUGAUAUGUGUGUACAUAAUGUUGAAGUAAACGAACAUGGCCAUGUUGAUACUGAUGAUACUGAUGAUGUUGAUGAUGGUGAGAACAGUCAUCCAAUGGUUUGUGAUAAAAAGACCAAAUAAGCAUGCAACAACAACGAGAUUAUAUGCAUUUGGAAUAACAAACGACCAAUGGAAUACACAUCACAAUUACUACUUCGAAUCAGUCCAUCGACAACUUACCCGUUUAUCAUCAUCAGUUUUCUUUAAUUAGAAAUAACGUAUAACGAUUAUUACCUUUGUGCACACUUUUUGUUUCCUUUUGUUUCUCAUAUGAUGAUGAUUUGUGUUACUACUGAGUGAUGCUGUGUUUUUGUUUUCUAUCGUCUCACCCCCCCUCGCCGCUGCCGCCGCCGCCUUCAUCCCCCUUCUACUUUUUUUUGCAUCGUUUUCCUCUUGCAUCAUUCGUUGUAAUAUUUACGAUAAACAUUUAUACAUUUAUUACAAACAUUCCAUCUAGCACACUUAUUCAAAUCCAGUGAAUAGAUAGGUGCUCUCUCUCUCUGUGUCUCCUUCUCUAUCUCUCUAUUCAAAUUAUUCUCUUUUAUUUAUACUUCCUUUCUGUAUUUCAUUUUUUCCUCUUUUCUAUAGUAAUUCCUUAGAUCCUAUCGAAUAUGUCUACUACUUUGUAAAGUUUGUUCGAUAUUUCG
Molecule: messenger RNA, 1718 nt
Organism: Schistosoma turkestanicum
Lineage: Eukaryota; Metazoa; Platyhelminthes; Trematoda; Strigeidida; Schistosomatidae
Source: the annotation of a GenBank genome assembly